AUCGAAGUCAUUACGAGGAAUGGAUCUAUCGCAGUAUCGUAAAAUCAUAAUUUACGUGUUAACAUUUUUGGCAUACGCUUGGUCUGGCUACGGCGCCGGAUUGUUGUCGAAUUUACGGGACGCCGUAUUGGCGGCAGAGUCAGUCUUUCAAGAUCUCUUCACCAACGCCAUAACCGUUGCGAGGAAGAUCAAGGACAUACACGAGGUGUUCGAUGCCGCCGUGGAGGAGAACUGCGUCUUCCAAUGUCCCGAUGGCUCCGCGCCAAAACCAGACUGGAAUCAUAAACCGCGAAGCAACGGAUGCGGUUCUCUCGGAAUCGAGGUAAAUCAAGAAUAUCUCCCGCUCGCUGAAAUGACAAAAUGUUGUGACUUCCAUGACAUUUGCUAUGACACUUGUAAUAUGGACAAGGAGAAGUGCGAUUUGGAAUUCAAGAGAUGCUUGUACAGAUAUUGCGAUACGUACCAGACUACCGGCGUUACUAUCGUCAACACAUGUAAAGCUGCAGCAAAAGUCCUUUUCACAGGGACAACCGCAUUGGGUUGCAAGAGCUUUCUCGAUGCCCAGAAAGAGGCUUGCUACUGUCCUGAUAAAUGGAGCAAAAAUAAGAAACCAAAGAAAGCAGCUCAAGCAGGCGGAGAAUUAUAACGUUGCACAUAAAAAAAGUAUACAUAUAACACAAGUAUAAUUAAUAAAAUAAAUUUUUAUCAAUUCUUUGGCUGUAUAAAAUAGGAUUUUUAUAAUAUUAUUAUUUAUAUGUUCAUAGUUUAUAAGAUUCAAUAGACAAAGAUUAUUUAAAAGCUAAAAUAGGAACAUCUUUUUAUUUUAUAUUAUGUUGUUAAUAGAAUGUUGUAUAGAAUGAGCUAUAUAUGUUAUAUAAGACCAUUUCAGGCAAUCUAUUCGCGCGGGACAGAUUUCAAUUAAUAAUUUUACUAAUAAUAUUGAUUUUUGUCUACAUAUCAUAUAUAAUACAGAAACAUUCAAAAAAGUUAUAUAAGAAUGUAAAUGUUAUAUGUUAGAAUGCACAUAUUCAUAUAUUAGGAUAUGUAACAUAUGUAAUUAUAAAAUGAUUUCUAUUCUGAAGCUUGUAACCUGUCUGAAAUGAUCUUUAAAGGCGAUAGGAAAUAAGAUAAAGGCACGCACGAUAUUGAAUUAAUUAUGUUACAAAGAUCUAGAAUUGUUCCAUUCUAUACAUACAUCACUUUGUAAUCGAAAUUGUGCUUGUCCUUUGAAAAAACAAGGGACAAUCUUUCGCGAUAUAAAUGUCAACGAGACAACUGUCUUGAAUAAAAUUACCGGUCAUGAUCAACGAAAAUAAUUAAUAAUAAAUUGUCAAGUAAUGUUAAUUUUUAGAAAAAUUAUUAAUAUCGUAAAAUAAAACUGAAAUGGGAAAUACCAGCUCUACGCAACCUUCUAAAAC
This is a messenger RNA of Cataglyphis hispanica, 1418 nucleotides long. It is a transcript of the gene GXIVsPLA2, whose product is annotated as group XIIA secretory phospholipase A2. The record is from RefSeq and is a predicted model, not a curated record. Lineage: Eukaryota; Metazoa; Arthropoda; Insecta; Hymenoptera; Formicidae. The transcript has 3 exons. Gene Ontology annotation, cellular component: extracellular region. Bases 20 to 646 code for a protein of 208 amino acids. Gene Ontology annotation, biological process: phospholipid metabolic process; arachidonate secretion; lipid catabolic process. Gene Ontology annotation, molecular function: calcium ion binding; A2-type glycerophospholipase activity.